AUGAAGUACUCUCAGCAGGCGGAGUUUGAGCGGAACUGCGUCCGCGUGGCUGUCUUUGAGAAUGUGCCAAUUGGAGUGUACAAUGGCAGUAUGAAGGCGCGAGAGAUCAUCAACAGCAAUCUGGCAAAGUACGGCAAGGCGGUGGAGUUGGCGGCCAAAGAGGACGUCAGACUGCUCGUCUUCCCCGAGGACAGUCUGCUCAACUCUGAACGCUUCUCCCGACAAGCGCUGAUUGAGGACAUUCUCGAGGAGAUGCCCUCGCCGGAAAAGGGCGGCCGGCUGGUGAACCCCUGUCUGGAAAUGAGUACCCGAGAGUCGGUGCUUCGGACGAUGAGCUGCCUUGCCCGAGAGCACCAAAUGUACCUUGCUUACAGCUUCGGCGACAAGGUGCCCUGCGCUGGACCCGGCUGUCCGCCGGACGGCCACUACCUCUACAACUCCAUUGCCCUGCUCGACGACGGGGGGAACUUCGUGGCGAAGUACCACAAGAUGCAGCUGUACUACGAGUUUCACUACAACAUCCCCUCCGACUGCCCGGGCCACUUCAACCCGGUAGUUACCUAUGAUGCGCCCUUCGGUCGGCUGGGCUUCCUCGUUUGCUACGACCUGCUCUUCCACUCGCCCGGUGUGGAGCUGGUGGAGCAGUACCAAGUGGACACCAUCAUCUACGCCACCUACUGGUUCAACUAUGUGCCCUUUGUAGGGGGCGUGCAGAUGCAGCAGGCCUUCGCCAUGCGCCACAAGGUCAACUUCCUCGCCUCGGACGUGCAGACGGACGAGGGCCCCAACUUGGGCCUGGGCAUCUUCUCCGGCCGCCGGGGCGCCCUCGCCUACAGCAACAGUCCUGACGGCGACUCGAAGCUAGUCAUCGCCACUAUUCCGCAGAAGAGCGGCCAUCCAAAGGCGGCAAAAACUUGCCCUGCCCACCCCAAAAAG
Messenger RNA from Rhagoletis zephyria (snowberry fruit fly), 936 nucleotides. NCBI's taxonomy places the organism in Eukaryota, Metazoa, Arthropoda, Insecta, Diptera, Tephritidae. The record is from RefSeq and is a predicted model, not a curated record.